UUUUCUCUCCCAUUUCUAGUCUCUCUCUCCUCCUUCGCCCCCGAAGAAAACUGCAAUAUACAUACGUAUUCGUAUACCAUAUGCGAUUUACCUACAUUUAUACUUACUAUAUAUAGUAAUAUAUAUUGAUCAGCAUUUCCGAAGUUUUUAAUUUUUUUUUUCCAAAUGCUUAAUUCGGAGAUUUGGUUUCGAAAUCUGACUGCGCUAGAUUCCGGGGAAGUUGUACUCUCCAGUAAUGAUUCUUCGAAUUCGAUUGGACUGUUCAAUGGAGGAGGGUUGUUUCUGGAGGAUUCGGUUCCGGCAUCGUUCGUAUCGUCUAUCACUAAUCGGAGAUAUUCCGCGUCAUCCUUGAAUACUGUUUCGUGUGCUGCUCGGAGUGAUCGGCGCAGAUGGAUCGGAGUGGAGGCUUCCCGGCGGGGCGGUGGAGGAAUGUUCUUGUCUGUGACUCUGUCGGUUAGAGGAGGGAACGGAGGGAUUGGUGAGGACUCGAACGAGAUUUUGGAGCGGAGUGGGGAGAAUGACGUGGUAAGUGAAGCGGAGGUGUUGCCGGAGAUUGAGAAUGAGAAGGUAGAGAAGCCGGGGAUUCGCAGUGGAAGUCAGCAGGCUUUGAACGUUACGAAGCAUCUUUGGGCUGGAGCUGUUGCUGCCAUGGUUUCAAGAACCUUUGUUGCACCACUGGAGAGACUGAAGUUGGAGUACAUGGUUCGUGGUGAACAGAAGAACCUUUUGGAGCUUGUCAGGAAAAUUGCAACCACUCAAGGGAUCAAGGGAUUUUGGAAAGGGAAUUUUGUCAAUAUUUUGCGUACUGCUCCUUUUAAGGCUAUAAACUUCUAUUCUUACGAAAAAUAUAGAGAUCAGUUGCUCAAAAUAUCUGGCAACGAAGAGGCAACUAACGUUGAGAGGUUUAUUGCUGGUGCAGCAGCUGGAAUAACAGCUACUGUCCUCUGCAUACCAAUGGACACUAUCAGGACAGUAAUGGUAGCACCUGGAGGGGAAGCCUUAGGUGGCCUAAGUGGUGCUUUCCGCCAUAUGAUCCAGACUGAAGGGUUCUUCUCUCUUUACAAAGGGCUAGUUCCUUCUAUCAUAAGCAUGGCACCGUCAGGUGCAGUUUUUUACGGUGUUUAUGAUAUUUUGAAAUCAGCUUAUUUGCAUUCACCAGAAGGGAGGAAGCGACUUCAAAAUUUGAAGAAACAAGGUCAGGAACUAAAUGCCUUGGAACAACUGGAGCUGGGUCCAAUUAGAACUUUGAUCUAUGGGGCCAUUGCCGGUUGUUGUUCUGAAGCUGCAACAUAUCCCUUUGAAGUUGUAAGAAGACAGCUUCAGAUGCAGGUCCGGGCUACAAAGAUGAGUGCACUGGCAACUUGUGCGAAGGUUGUUGAGCAAGGUGGCAUUCCUGCACUUUAUGCGGGACUGACUCCCAGCUUGUUGCAGGUUUUGCCAUCUGCUGCUAUAAGCUAUCUUGUGUACGAGUUCAUGAAGAUAGUUCUCGAAGUGCAAUAAGUUACGAAAAUUUUAAAAAAGUUUCAUCUUCCUAGGUUGGUGGGCAUUUACUAACAAGUGGAGUUUAAUGAAGGUUGUUUGCACUUGGUUAUUGGAAUCAUACAUCUGAUUUUAGAGGCUUAAGAGAUACUUACUGCAAUUUCUCAAGGAGAAAAAUAUAAGUUUUAACUGGGAUUACGGAGACCCCAUUGCACCAAAGGGCUGAAUUUAUGUCCCUGAUCGAGCUGAGUUGUUUUGGUUUGGUUAGUGAUAUCUGAUUUAGUUUUUUUUUUCCCCCACAUAGAAGGCUUUGAGCAGCUGGGGCUUAGAUAUAAUUUGUUUUCUUUGAGAGUCUGUUAUUUGCGAGAUAACAGCAUUGUAAUAUAUAACUGCUGGGGUUACACCAGGAGCAAGAGAACUGAAAACUUGUUACUUUGGAAUGAAUAAAAUGAGUUAUUGUGGAA
This is a messenger RNA of Ipomoea triloba (trilobed morning glory), 1943 nucleotides long. Its product is annotated as probable mitochondrial adenine nucleotide transporter BTL3. NCBI's taxonomy places the organism in Eukaryota, Viridiplantae, Streptophyta, Magnoliopsida, Solanales, Convolvulaceae. Gene Ontology annotation, biological process: transmembrane transport. Bases 166 to 1500 code for a protein of 444 amino acids. The transcript has 4 exons. The record is from RefSeq and is a predicted model, not a curated record.